AUGACCGCUUCCGCCUUAGGCGUCGCCAGCUCCGGGUCCAUCCCCGCGUCGCUUGCCGCCCUCCUCAACCUCCCACCUCGCCCCCUGGCUCCGCCGGUGCCCCAAUUUUUCGGCACCACCGCCGUGGGAUCCAUGUUCUCGGCUCCAAUCCCGCCGCCGCCGCCUGCAACCGUCGUCGCCACGCCGACAAUCCUGCCCGCGGGGCCACCCGCGGCAUCUUCUGGCUCUUCCCCGACGCUUGCCAUCCUCCCAGCGACCUCGGGGGAGGUUCUGCCCGCGGCCCCGCCCGCAACCUUGCCCGCGACGCCACCCGUGGCCUCGCCCGUGGCUGUGGCCCCCGUCGCGGCUCUGUCGUCCGCCGCCCCGGUCGCUGAUGCAGUCACACCCGCCGGGCCGUUCCACUUGGACAACCUGAUCUCCAUCAGGCUCACGCCGGACAACUACUUGUUCUGGCGCGCCAAGGUCAUCCCUACCGUCCACGGCCCCGCCAUCAAUCCGGAACACCGUAUGUGGGUGCAGCAUGACCAGGCGAUCCUCUCCGCCAUCCAGGGUUCCCUCGGCAACGGGGUCGCCGGCCUCUGUCUCUUCGCCGCAACCUCCAUGGACGCCUGGACGACUCUGGAGCACGCCUUUGCCCAGAUAUCUACCUCCCGCUCGAGGGCCCUUCGCAGCGAGCUCGCCGACAUCAAGAAGCUGGACUCCUCCGCCACGACCUACUUCAACAAGAUGAAGGUGUUGGCGGACACGCUCACCUCUAUUGGUCGGCCGCUUAGCGAUGAGGAGUUCGCCGCCUUCGUCAUCAAAGGCCUCGACGCCGAGUACGACAAUCUCGCGGAGGCCGUUCACAACGCCAAGCCAGCGAUGCCUCCUCACGAGCUCUACCCAUGCCUCCUCUUCACUGAGCAGCGCGUCGAGGCUCGUCGCUCCUCCGUCAACAUCGUCGCACAGCCGACGGCCUACUGGGCCUCUCGCGGCCAGCGCUCGCCUGCCCCAUCGGCUGGCAAGGCCGCCCCGCCCCUGCAUCGACCAUGGGUGGGGGCCCUAAUACUCGAGUGGUGUGCCAGCUUUGUGGUCGUGAACGACACGUCGCUUCCAAGUGUCACCGUCGCUUUUAGAGGAGCUUCCUUGGCAUCGACAACGACGGAAAAGGCAACGAGCGCCACAUGGUACAUGGACACCGGCGCCACGGAUCACAUGACGAACGAGCUCAACAAGCUCUCCACCUACCAGCCCUACUACGGGCACGAUUAG
Molecule: messenger RNA, 1251 nt
Organism: Aegilops tauschii subsp. strangulata
Lineage: Eukaryota; Viridiplantae; Streptophyta; Magnoliopsida; Poales; Poaceae
Source: RefSeq, a predicted model, not a curated record